Molecule: messenger RNA, 1537 nt
Organism: Mya arenaria
Lineage: Eukaryota; Metazoa; Mollusca; Bivalvia; Myida; Myidae
Exons: 3
Coding region: 1-1005 (334 amino acids)
Biological process (GO): regulation of DNA-templated transcription
Molecular function (GO): DNA-binding transcription factor activity
Source: RefSeq, a predicted model, not a curated record
AUGAGCGAUAUUUGUAUGUUUGCUGCUUCUUUGCCAGAUGAGCUAAUGGACAACGAGACCUUCGUUUGCGGCACCGACGUCGGGUUUGGUCUGCUGGAGGAGCCAUUGCUUGCGACUAAGUUCUCACCAAGUCAUCAGUCAGACAGUGGUUGUUCAGACCUGUUCGACGAAAUGGAGGAUAGGUCAGUAUCGCCAACAAGUGGUAUUGAUAUAUUUGAAGGAGGACCAGGGCAAAGUCCAGUGAAUCUGUUUGAUUUUGAUUUCAAUGAGAAUGAAUUUGAGAGCAUUAUAAGAACUGAUCAGGAAAACAUUGUUGACAGUAACAUUGCCAUCACUUUGGCUCAAAAUAAGGCACCAGUUGUUAGAGCUAGUAUGCUUAAUCUUGCUAGAAGUGAAGCAAGCAGUCCAGAAAUUAAUGUUGAAGAUGACGACUCGAGUGACCCAUCAUUCGUUCCAUAUCAGAGGGUUGUUCAAUCUAAGGCGAUCGUUUCUAAGAUUAUUCCACAGGUUGUUCCAAAAGCAGAUGUUAUUCAAACUCCGGCAGCUGUGCAGAGGCAGAGCACAGAAAUUCUUCGAUUGCCAGCAACAUCGACAGUGAAAGCUCAGGGUGUUGUAGAAAAGCCUGUCCCUGCAAUCAAGGUAGUAAAGGUUAUAAAAACUGGCGCCACAACACAUCAACAAGUCGAGAAUGAACUUUUUCAUGCACUUGAUGAAAGGAAUAAGAAAAAUGCUGUUCAGGCGAAGAUAAAUAGAGAAAGGAAAAAGGCUUACAUUAAAACUCUUGAAGAUGAAAUUGAAGAGUUGAAAGCUGAAAAUGCUGCGAUAAAGGCAGAAAAAGAAAAAGAUGAAACAGAAAAACUUGCAUACAAGGAAGAAGUUGAAUACUUGAAGAGCGUACUUGCAAAUCAGAGUGCCAUUUCCAGGCUUCUAAACAAUAUUGAUGAAGCUGAGCUGAUGUGGGCCGUCUCAGAGUGGUGUGGCUUGCGUCACAUAAUUCCACACUGAUGGAGGGUCGUUGAACAUUGACCUGAGCCUGGGGGUGUAACUCGCCGAGUUCACUCAUAUGAUUAAUUCGAAACGAGUCCUUAUUGGGUUCAAGUCGGCUGGGAGUUGGAGGAGUGGGAAUAGUAAAGUCAGCAAGGGGUAGUAUUAGGUGAAAAGGGUGGAGUACAGAAAUAAUGGCUGUAUCACAACCUAUUGAAAUCUGAUGUUAUAAUUUGAUAACUUAAAAAAAUAAUUGUUAACAAAUUUGAUAACAUAAUAUGUUCAAUUUGAUUUCAAGGUCGUUGUAUUUCCACUUGAGAUGUAUUAUAUGUCCAAUGUUUUACUUAGAUGGCAAAAUGUGCUACAUUGAAUACUGGUAUGAUGUCUGUUUAUGAAAAUCAUUAUGAAUGCACUUGUAAAUAUUUCAUUUCUUUAAAGCAUGCAAUGUUGACUCGUGUUCAUGCACAUAUUGACUGUUCAUACAUUUAUAUACAUUAAUAUGUUUCAAAUCAGAAUGAAAUGUACAGAAGAUAUUAAAUGCUUAUUCUUGUAA